This is a messenger RNA of Ornithodoros turicata, 3013 nucleotides long. RefSeq names its product neprilysin-1-like. The coding region runs from base 108 to 2963 and encodes 951 amino acids. The record is from RefSeq and is a predicted model, not a curated record. Gene Ontology annotation, cellular component: plasma membrane. Gene Ontology annotation, biological process: protein processing. NCBI's taxonomy places the organism in Eukaryota, Metazoa, Arthropoda, Arachnida, Ixodida, Argasidae. Gene Ontology annotation, molecular function: metalloendopeptidase activity. The transcript is spliced from 2 exons.
GCGGCUGUAUCUAGGGAAGAAGAAGAAGCGCACGAGCUGGUUGUCUUGUGCUCACUCGCCGUUCUUCGAACCGACCGCAUCGUUAGAUCGCGCCCACCUACUUCAGGAUGCCCCACGCUGAAACUGCCCGUGGCCGUGCUAAAAGCCGUCGCCACAGACCGCAGCCAACGGCGAAGUCCACCGCCAGCAUCGCCCCACACGGUCGUAACAGCCGACGAAGAAGCAGCCCAAGAAGUCCUGGACGAAGUUCCAAUCCACGAAGUCCCGGACGCAGCCCAAAUCCUGGAAGUCCAAGACGCCGCCCAAGUCCCAGAAGUCCAAGACGCAGCCCGAAGCCACUUCCUUCCAGAAGACUCCGGAGUCGGCAGCCUUCGCCCGCAAGUCCCGUUCCUCGUGCCAGAACAGUACCUGAGAGAAUACCCGAACAGGUAUUCUACAACAGCAGAGCCAUCUACGUACCCUCCACGAUGUUCCAGAGGCUUCCGCGAGAGGGCACGCGAGAGCGACAGGACGCCGUCAACGCCGCGCGGCAGGACAACCCGCUCUUCGGCGACCACAGACGCGGCCUGCUCAGGAAAUCGAGCGCCCUUAUUCUGGCAGUGGCUCUGUUGCUGCUUCUGGGGGUCGCUUGUGUAAUCGUCGUGCACAGAGCUGCAGGGAGAGGCUAUGCUCCUAAAUUGCAAACCGGAUUAUCCGAAGAACCAUUCACGGAAGAGUCUGGAAGACACUUUGAAAAGUAUAAGGACGCACCAUCAAGAGUUCCUGGGCUGGUCAAUCGCGACAUUGAUGUGGAAGCGCCCAGGUCAGGUUCCUUGAGGAAGUCGCCCACUCGAGGUAUCAUCGCGGCGUUCGCCCACAAUCGGACCAGGGAGCGACCGCCGCGCAAUCAGUACGAAUGCACGACGAACAGCUGUUCGAAAGAGGGGGAGAGGCUAGCCAGUCUGAUAGACCCUCUUUUGAACCCCUGCGAAAAUUUCUACGAAUACGUCUGCGCCAACUGGGUGGAAGAGCACCCAAUACCCAAGGGGGGAGAGUACGUUUCUUACCAAUCGCACCUAGUAGAAUACAUCGAGAAGCGACUGGACGACAGCGUACGGAAGCUGCUCAACAAGGUACUGUCUACGCCCAUGGCAUUUAACGUGCUUUCCAGUCAGGUGAAGGCGGUGCUGUUGAGGAACGCUUGCAUGGAAGAGGACAGACUUAACGACCGAGGACUGCAACCUCUGAAGGAAGUUCUCGAACUGCUGCACCUUCCAGUAUGGCCUGCAGCAAAUGUCGAUAUCAAUGCGUCUCAGAUCGAAAACGUUGCCGGAGCUCUGGGAUAUCGGCUGGGCCUUUUUCCCCUCGUUUCUGUUGGGGUUGACAGAGACCCCGAGAAGCCGAACAAAUUUAUGAUAACGCUCGACGACCCUUCGCGGGAACUCAUUCGGAAGAACGAGUUCUUCAGCACGGAACGCGAGUUGCUGACUUACGAAAAUUUGGUUCGUAAAUCCUUCGACAAGUUGGACAAUACCGCGUUAUCCGACAUGCUGGGAUCGGCUGCCCUGGGCUUGGAAGACGAGAUUUCUCAAGCCCUCCUUCCAUUCGUAACGGCAGAAGAAAAGGUACGCCGCUACAGGAAGCUACCCAUAUCAGACUUGCCGCGGUGUGGUAAGUUCCGAUGGCUGCUGUUCCUGAACAGCACGUUCCAGAAGGUUCGGCCUGUGUACCGCGAAGAGGUCGUCCUGGUGAAAAAUAUAGCGUAUCUCGAAAAGUUAGUGUCCAUCCUCGAAGGACGGCAACGACGCACCAUAAUCAACUUCCUCGGCUUUAAAGCCGUACUAAUGUUUUCCCUACUGUCACCGCCUUCCACAGAAGGUGACCUCGCCAAUCUCUACGGCCGUGUGCUCACUGGACUUCUGCAAGACCUUCCUCGAUGGCGUGUCUGCCUUCGUAUGGCCGAAGACGCCAUGCCGUUUGCUUUCUUGGCAAUGUACAACGAUGCCUUCUCGAGAGAACAUAAUGUUCGGCAACUUCGUUCCAUCCUGGACAGCUUGAAAGACCUCCUGGGAAGUUCCAUCGAAGACAUUGAGUGGAUGACCAGUCGGGACGCCUCUAAAGCCCUCGACAAGUUGAAGCGUCUCGACCUUGCUCUGUUCCUUCCUAACUGGAUUACCAGCGAAGAAAAGAGGAACGUCUUUUACGAGUCAGUCCAGGACAUACCCGUCGGCAACCUGCUCAGAAGCUUCAUGAAUGCUAGAAGCACGCAUGUCACGCACCGUUUCCAACGGUUACUGUACAGCUCGGACCAGGUCGGAUGGUUGGGAUCCGUGUUUGACGUGUCGCCGACGUACGACCCACUAAACAACACCGUGUAUGUUCCGAUGGGAGUCUUCGCGGAACCAAUGGGCUUUGAGAGUGUCGAGACGCCGCUACACAUUCCAAGGGUGCUCAGAAGCAUGGCCUACGAACUACUCAGCGUAGUCACAGGUUACGGAUCAUCCUUCAACAACCACAAUGCCAUUCUGAACUGGUGGUCACCUCCAACAAGGGACGGCUACAACAACCACACUGACUGCCUGGCUGAGCAAUACAAGAUCGCCAUCGGAGCCGACCAUUCCGGCAAACGCUACAGUGGACUCGUGGCCGAAGCCAACGUGAGGGACAACGCGGUCAUGCCGUUCCUCUUGCACAUGUAUCAGCGCGUCCUCAAAGAGCGAGGCGUCAAAGGAAACUUUGUACUAGGAAACUUGCCCAAUACCACGGCGUAUCAGCUGUUCUUCGACAGUUACGCGACGAGCUUCUGCGCGAAUACAAACGAAGCGUACGCCAGAAAACAUCUGGCCGCAUCAAGCGAAGCCUUGGCUGUGCAUCGGGUGAAUCUUCCGAUGUGCAACAGCGACGACUUUGGCAGCGCUUUUCGUUGCCUUAAAGGCAGCGUCAUGAAUCCAACGAAGAAGUGCAAGUUUUGGAGGUUUCAGUGACUCGUUUGAGAGCAAUAGCGCAGGAAUAAAAACACUAUUGUUUGCCCGUC